UAAACCACUCGUUUAGGCUCCCAGGCCACUCCCUUAUCCAACAUCCAUCCAUGUUCUUUACCGCAUUUAUUAAUUAGCUUCAAGACGACGACCAUGGACGUCCUCAAAAGACCUCCAAAACCAAAUGCACUAACGAUGUUUGGUUCAAUUUGCAUUCAUUCUCUUCGGUUUCGCAUGUUAAUGGCUCUUCUACUUCUGAAUCUUUUACAAGUUUGCUCGGAGCUUGCAUUCUCUGGAGGCUCGAUGGUUAAGUUUCUUCCUGGUUUCCACGGACCUCUUCCUUUCGAGCUUGAAACUGGAUAUGUGGGAGUGGGUGAAUUAGAGGAUGUGCAGCUCUUCUACUACUUUGUUAAGUCGGAGAGAAAUCCUGAAGAGGACCCCAUCCUGCUCUGGUUAACCGGUGGCCCUGGUUGCUCUGCUUGGUCCGGUCUCGUGUUUGAAAUAGGUCCAUUGAAUUUUAAGAUGGAGGAGUACAAUGGAAGCCUGCCGGAGUUGGUCAUAAAUCCAUAUUCAUGGUCAAAGGCAUCUAGCGUAAUAUUUGUGGACUCGCCUGUUGGCACUGGAUUUUCCUACGCAAAAACUCCAGGUGGUUCCCUGACGGGCGACUUCAAGCAAGUAGACCACCUCCAUCAAUUUCUCAUCAAGUGGCUGGUUGAUCAUCCAGAAUUUGUCUCGAACCCAGUCUACGUGGGUGGGGAUUCGUAUUCGGGCAUUCCCAUUCCAAUCCUGGUGCAAAAAAUCUCAAAUGGAAUUGAAGAAGGUAUUGAACCAUUGAUAAACCUCCAGGGAUACUUGCUGGGGAAUGCCGUAACAGAUCCAAGUACAGACGGAAAUUCAGCAAUCCCACACGCUCACGGACUGGGACUCAUUUCUGAUGAACUCUACGAGUCAUUGAAGACAAGUUGUGAAGGAGAGUAUGCAUAUAUAGAUCCCGGAAAUGCAGACUGUUCUAAAGAUAUUCAGGCCUUCUAUGCGUGUAUUUCAGCACUUAAUACGGGGCAGAUUUUGGAACCUCUGUGCGGUUUUGCUUCUCCUAAGCCAGCAAUGUUUGGUAAAAGAAGAUCCCUUUACGAAAAUCUCAGAGUAUGCCUGGAGGACCCCAUCCCCGACCCAUCAGUUCCCGUACUCGGCUGUCGCAGUUAUGGAUAUUUGCUUUCUGGUUAUUGGGCUAACGACGAUGGUGUCCGCAAAGCAAUUAACAUACGCGAGGGAAGUAUAGGGGAAUGGCAACGUUGCAAUUAUGGAUUGCGUUAUACACAAGAUGUUCACAGCACUUAUGACUAUCACGUUAACCUGAGUAUUAAAGGCUACCGUUCUUUGAUAUACAGCGGUGAUCAUGACAUCAUAGUGCCGUUCUUGGGGACUCAAGCCUGGAUUAGAUCUUUAAACUACACCAUUGUCGAUGACUGGAGGCCGUGGACCGUCCACGGCCAAGUUGCUGGGUACACAAGGACUUAUUCCAACAGGAUGACAUUCGCAACUGUGAAGGGUGGAGGGCACACCGCACCCGAGUACAAGCCUGAAGAAUGUUUAGCCAUGUUCAAAAGGUGGAUAUCUCACGAAUCUUUGUGAUCAUCUCCAGCCCGCCGCGCGCAUAGCCAUGCAUGGAUAUGCCAUAUCAACCCAUUACAAAGACAAAAUAAUUUAGAGAAAAUACCAAAAUUGUUCACCAACUAGAAAAUUUGUUGGGCAAAACUAUAAUGCGAUCCUGUAUCUUGCAAAUAAUACCCAUGUGACUUGACUGUCGAAUCAAAACAAAACGUCACAGCUAAGUGCUGGUCAGACUCUUUACUGGUUCCACUUA
Molecule: messenger RNA, 1804 nt
Organism: Juglans regia (Persian walnut)
Lineage: Eukaryota; Viridiplantae; Streptophyta; Magnoliopsida; Fagales; Juglandaceae
Product: serine carboxypeptidase-like 2
Exons: 14
Coding region: 94-1572 (492 amino acids)
Biological process (GO): secondary metabolic process; proteolysis
Molecular function (GO): acyltransferase activity, transferring groups other than amino-acyl groups; serine-type carboxypeptidase activity
Source: RefSeq, a predicted model, not a curated record